UCCAACCCUUCUUCUCGCCCCUGAAUGCAGCAGAACAAACCCCAUGAUUUUCAGGAACUUUGGACGCACUAACUGCAGACACAGGCUGAGUUUAUUUGCAUUAGAAUGUUGAAAAACUGGAAGAGACAAAGAGACGUGCUCUGACAGAAAGAGGGGGAAAUAAAACCUUCAGAUCUGCAGCAGGUUGAUCUGAGAGAGCAGCAGCGGGGGAUUCACGACCUCUGUCAUCACAGACUCAGCAAACAUGUCACUGCGCUACCAGGACAAAGUUGUGAUUGUCACUGGAGGAUCCAAAGGGAUUGGCAGAGGGAUUGUCAAAGUCUUUGUGGAGAAUGGUGCCAAAGUUGUGUUUUGUGCAAGAGGAGCUGCAGCAGGUGAAGCUCUGGAGGCUGAGCUGAACAAAGCAGGGCGAGGCUCAUGCAAGUUCAUGUCAUGUGACAUCUCCAAAGAGGAGGACAUAAAGAGACUGGUGACUUCCACAGUGGAGACGUAUGGAUGCAUUGACUGCCUGGUGAACAACGCAGGGUGGCACCCUCCUCACAAACCGACUGAUGACACCAGUGCAGAGGAGUUCAGGGAGCUGCUCAAUCUGAACCUCAUCAGCUACUUCCUGGCUUCCAAAUACGCUUUGCCUCAUCUGCGAAAGCGCCAGGGAAACAUCAUCAACGUGUCCAGUCUGGUGGGAACCAUCGGUCAGAAAGAUGCUGCUCCAUAUGUCGCCACCAAGGGGGCGAUCAUCUCCAUGACAAAGGCGAUGGCUGUGGAUGAGAGUCGCUUCAAAGUGAGAGUGAACUGCAUCUCUCCGGGUAACGUCUUGACGCCUCUGUGGGAAGAGUUAGCCGGACAGACACCAGACGCUGCAGCGGCCAUUAAAGCAGGAGAAAACUCACAGCUUCUGGGUCGUAUGGGGACGGAGGAGGAGAGCGGACUUGCUGCCUUGUACCUCGCUGCUGAUGCCACUUUCUGCACGGGGAUAGACUUGCUGCUCAGCGGGGGAGCUGAACUCAACUACGGUUUCAAGAGUCAGAUCCCAUCUUGAUGUCCAGUUUGAUCUCUGCAGCCUCCUCCUGGUUGUGAAAGAGCUAUUUUAAGAGAUGAAUGUGUUUUAAUGCAGAUUACACAUAAAAACCAAAGAAGUGUAAUGUAGAGAUUAUUUUCCUUGCACUAAAAACUGACAUGUUAUUAAUUUAGUUUAAGGUUUUGGCAUCCUGACCAACUGUGUAAUAAGACUGAUACCCCUCCCUCCUGAUCACCCAAUCAGAAUCAACCUCUCUGACCUAAAAUAACCUCUCCAGUUGGAAGCUGCUGGAGUCCACCAAUCAGAUGUCACGAUUUCAUUACGCCUCAAAUGACUUCCUGAAUGUAUUGUUCAAUGAAACCAUGCACUGUAACCGCAAUACUACAUAAUUAAACUCGCGUUGUUGCUCUUCUUA
Notolabrus celidotus (New Zealand spotty) is the source of this 1433-nucleotide messenger RNA. RefSeq names its product hydroxysteroid (17-beta) dehydrogenase 14 (gene hsd17b14). The transcript is spliced from 9 exons. Gene Ontology annotation, biological process: steroid catabolic process. Bases 245 to 1039 code for a protein of 264 amino acids. Gene Ontology annotation, molecular function: estradiol 17-beta-dehydrogenase [NAD(P)+] activity. Gene Ontology annotation, cellular component: cytosol. The record is from RefSeq and is a predicted model, not a curated record. Lineage: Eukaryota; Metazoa; Chordata; Actinopteri; Labriformes; Labridae.